Molecule: messenger RNA, 912 nt
Organism: Cooperia oncophora
Lineage: Eukaryota; Metazoa; Nematoda; Chromadorea; Rhabditida; Trichostrongylidae
Source: the annotation of a GenBank genome assembly
AUGUCGACAGUCGGCUUCGUCGGAUUGGGCAACAUGGGUGCCCAUAUGGCACGAAAUUUAAUGAAGAAGGGACACAAACUGGUGGUUUAUGAUAUUAACAAGACUGUGCUAUCAACAUUCAAAGCUGACGGAGCCGAAGUAGCUAGUUGUCCGGCUGAGGUUGCAGCAGCUUCCAAGGAUAUUGUCACCAUGCUACCGAGCAGCCCGCACGUGAAGAAGGCGUAUGGAGGAGAUGAUGGUCUUCUAAAAGGGAUGCAACCUGGAAGUUUAUGUAUUGAUUCAUCUACUAUUGACCAGACAGCAUCUAUAGAAGUUGCUGAAUGGUGUAAAAAGAAGCAGAGUACAUAUGUAGAUGCCCCGGUCUCAGGUGGAGUGACAGGUGCACAGAACGCAACACUCACGUUUAUGCUGGGUAGUGGAAAAUGUCAGAAGACGUUUGAUCGUGCAGCGGCAAUCAUCAAGCUAAUGGGUAAAAAUGUGGUUAACUGUGGUGAUGUAGGUGCCGGUCAAGCAGCUAAAAUCUGCAACAAUAUGUUGUUGGCAAUAGAAAUGGCUGGAGUUGCAGAAACAAUGAAUCUUGGAAUCAAGAUGGGAUUGGAUCCGAAAGUUUUGGCUGGUAUAAUUAACACCUCUUCUGGUCGCUGUUGGUCUUCUGAUACAUACAAUCCUGUUCCUGGUGUCAUUGAAGGUAUUCCUCCCAGUAACGGAUAUCAAGGCGGCUUCGGAACAGCUCUUAUGGCAAAAGACCUCUCCCUGGCGCAAAAUGCUUCAACGACUACGCAAGCACCGACGCCUCUAGGAUCACUAGCUCAUCAGAUUUACCGUCUCAUGGCACAAGAUCCUAGAUAUGCUGGCAAAGACUUUGGAAUUGUUUAUCAAGUUUUUCAAAGAACAGAAGUAGACUGUUAUUAG